AUGGUGGAGGUCCAUCAUCCUCGUCAGGAUCCGGCAAGUACAUUUACUCUCCAUCUAUCUCUCUUUGUUCUGGUAUAUCUACUCUCUGUCUCCGCUCUCUCUCUCUCUUUCUCUCUCUCUCUCCUUGUUCUCUUAUAUCUACUCUCUGCCCCCCUCUCCCUCUUUGUUCUGGUACAUCUACUCUGUGUCCAUCCUGAUCCCUCUCUUUCUUUUUGUUCUAGUGCAUUUAUUCUCUGUUCCCUUCUCGCUUUGUUCUGGUACAUCUACUGUCUGUUUCUCCUGCACACCCUCUCUUUAUUCUCGUAUAUCUUCUCUCUUGCCCACUGUCUCCUUAUCUGUCCCUUUCUCCUUCUGUCCCUCUCUCUUUCUCUUUGUUCUGGUAUAUCUACUCUCUGUCUACCCCAUCUCUUUUUCUAUCCCCCCUUUCUGGUAUAUCGAAUUUCUGUCACCCCUUCCCUCUCUCUCUCUCUUUUUAUACUGGUACAUCUACUCUCUAUCCUUUUCUAUAAACUACUAACUAUAUUCUUAAUAGACCGAUAUGGGGUCGGGGCAAUAUCUAUCUAUCUAUCUAUCUAUCUAUCUAUCUAUCUAUCUAUCUAUCUAUCUAGCUAG
Acanthosepion pharaonis is the source of this 612-nucleotide messenger RNA. The record is from the annotation of a GenBank genome assembly. Lineage: Eukaryota; Metazoa; Mollusca; Cephalopoda; Sepiida; Sepiidae.